This is a messenger RNA of Oncorhynchus gorbuscha (pink salmon), 2877 nucleotides long. RefSeq lists its product as uncharacterized. Gene Ontology annotation, molecular function: protein tyrosine/serine/threonine phosphatase activity. The transcript has 13 exons. Gene Ontology annotation, biological process: cilium assembly; protein dephosphorylation. Lineage: Eukaryota; Metazoa; Chordata; Actinopteri; Salmoniformes; Salmonidae. The record is from RefSeq and is a predicted model, not a curated record. The coding region runs from base 628 to 2535 and encodes 635 amino acids.
UGUGUUUGUAUGAAAUGGAGCUCGCCUCUCUCCGAGAUGUCACCACAAAGCUACUGGACUCUUCAUUUACCACACAGUCCCAUAGGUAAAGUUUGCCAGUUCUGUAACCCUGUCAGUAACUUUAGACCUAGCCACCUGCAUACUGUAUAUACAGUAGGAUACUUCCAAAUUAACCAACUUGUUGUUCUUGAGGGCAUAUUGACUUUACAUCUCUGCAUGAGGCUGAGCUAAGUCUGUGAACUACUCCUGGUACUUGCACCACACCUGUUUCUCCCCUCCCACUGGACCAAGAGGCUAUCUUGUCCCUCUAGUCACAAAUGACUUCAGGUGUCUGCAUAAGGCCAGCCACCACAGUACACUACACACUAUAACCCUGCACUUCAUCAUAUCAUAUUGUCCACUGGACCAAGAGGCUAUCUUGUCCCUCUAGUCACAAAUGACUUCAGGUGUCUGCAUAAGGCCAGCCACCACAGUACACUACACACUAUAACCCUGCACUUCAUCAUAUAAUAUUGUCCACUGGACCAAGGAGCUAGCUUGUCCUCCAUAGGGUUCAACAAUUGACUUCAGUUCUAAAGUUUAAACUGACUCUGUGAACAACCCCCACUACGGUACAUACUAUCCACUAUGCCCACGGUGCCGGUGCCUCGUCCAGCCUACUCCCAGGCCAGAGAAAAUCUGGUGAAGGCCAUCCCACCCAAGAUCAUUUGCCUACUGGCCUGCGGAGGAUGGGACUGCCGCUAUGAAGGACCAGCCUGCUGGAGGCCCAGCCAACAAGCUGUACAGGGACUCUUCUCACACUGGGUGACAGAUGACAUUGUGGCCAUGGCACGACCCUCCUCUCACCUCAUCAAGAAAUACAACAUCAUAGAGCAGUUCCAACGGCUGAACAUCAAGUCCAUCAUCAACAUGCAGUUGCCUGGGGAGCAUGCUCACUGUGGCCCUCCACUGGAGCCAGACACUGGAUUUACUUACUCCCCACAAACCUUUAUGGAGAAUAAUAUCUUCUUCUUCAACUUUGGCAUGCCGGACUUCGGUGUGUCGUCUCUUGUGGGGAUGAUGGAUGGAGUAAAGGUGUUAGCCUUCGCUGUGAAAGAAGGGAAGGUGGCGGUGCACUGUCACGCAGGCUUGGGGAGGACAGGUGUCCUGAUAGCCUGCUACCUGGUCUACACUCUGCGUGUGAGCCCCAGUGAGGCUGUCCACUACGUACGUAUCAAACGUCCCUGUUCCAUCCAGACCCGGGACCAGAUCAGCCUGGUGUUUGACUUUGCUCGUCUUCUGGGCCCUCAGCUGGCCCAGUUCCCUGACCUCAGCCUGCGCCACGGGGCCCAGUUCACCCUGCUGCAGUACCUGCACCGUCAGGCCCUCCUCCUCCAUGGCCAGGAGGCCCGCACCCUCAGGCACACUCCCAAGGUGGUGUACCUGUUGUGUGGCCGUCUUACUGCCCUGGCGUUGGGCCUGCCUGCCUCUCUGGAGGUGCAUGCUGAGCUGGAGAGAAGGGCAGAACUGCGGGCCCUGGGCAGGGCUGUGAGGGAGACCCUGGUGGCCAAGCAGUACCUGCCCCUGCACCGUGAGGUCCAUAUGGGGUCCUGGGGAGGGUCAGGUUCAGUGUCAUCCUGGGACGAACCAGAGGGCUUUCUGGAGAGGAAGAGACAGGUACUGCUGGAUAAACGCAGCUACAGUGACUCAGACCUCAGCAAGAUCACUGUAAAACAGGAUCUUGAGUUGGGCUCAUACUGUACUGUACUAGAUAGGAGUAAGAGAGACUGGUCUGGAUUAGAGCAGAUUAGACCUGACGUGAGACCCAUGAGUCCAGUCCUGCCCACCCCUACAGCUGGCAUCUGUUCCAGUCCUGAGGACUCACAAAGACUCAACCUCCCAGCAGGCAGUGGGGCAACCAACAGUAACUGUUCUUCGAAGAGUUUAAAGUGCACUGCCAAGAGGGCGCCAGCGUUUCACAAAUUCAACUCCUACAUUGAGGUAUGUAAAAACCAGCGUAAGUCCGGACAGGCCUCAGUGGCUCGGGCAGUUGCCAAGGAGAUGGCAGAUCUAAACCCCCCUGGAGAGACAGUUCUACAGAGGACAGCACUGCUACAGGAGGAGCUGAACAGCAGUGAGUGUGCCUGGGCCCUACUGGUCACAGAGUCUGAUCCGCACGUACUCAGCUGUCUAUUGUGGACCUGGCUGGAGAAACUCAAGGAGCCUGUUCUGAGUGCAGAUGACGUAGAGAGGUUGACCUCAGUAUCUCAACACGUGAACCAUCUAAGUGUGCUAACGAAGCAGCCCCAGCGCCACACCAUGUCCUGUUUGCUGGGUUGUGUGGGUCAGGUGACCAGUCUGUGUCCUCAGAGAGAGGAGGCCGUGCUACGACGCCUGAUACAAGCACUCACCAGGCACCCUCAGGAGGAGAUGGAGAGCUAUAAAGUCCUGAUGAGAAUCCUCAAGUCCACCAACAGACAAACACUCCAUAACCAUAACUCCCUCACACAGACCUCAGACUACACAAACACCUGCUCAAGAAGAGGAAACAAUUGAUUGAUUGGUUGAUGGGUUUAUUGGUUGUACAAACUUUACUUCAUAACCAUUUGUAUGAAGGGUCAAAUAUUUGUUCAAUUUCUGUGUUUUCUUUUCUAUGACUAGGUGCAGUAAGCUCUUUACUGUUUUAGUGGUGCUUGGAUGGGUGUAGAUUCUAUGAAGCAUGGCCACGAUCCUGAUAUUGGAGUAUAUUCUCUCUGCACAUUACACAAUACAAAUAUUUGUACCAUUGACCUCAUCCCGGCGUGUAUUAUUGUUCAAAUCUUACAUACACACUGAACAACAAAAUAAAUGUAAAGUGUUGGUCCCAUAUUUCAUGAGCUGAAAUAAAAGAUCAUAGAA